Lasiodiplodia theobromae is the source of this 495-nucleotide messenger RNA. Its product is annotated as GPI anchored cell wall protein. The record is from RefSeq and is a predicted model, not a curated record. NCBI's taxonomy places the organism in Eukaryota, Fungi, Ascomycota, Dothideomycetes, Botryosphaeriales, Botryosphaeriaceae. The transcript has 2 exons. The coding region runs from base 1 to 495 and encodes 164 amino acids.
AUGUUCUCAGCCAAGCUUCUCGUCUGCUUCUUCGUCGCCCUCCUGGGCUUCGUCAACUUCGCUGCCGCCGCGACCCCGCCCGCCUGCCUUAUCGCCAUCAUCGGCGAAGAGCCCAACCCCAACGAUGUCGCGACCAUCUGUAAGAAGGACAGCAUCGUCUCUGACAUCUCUUCCAACUGCGGCUCUGAGAAGUCCGACGCCAUGACCGCCUACGCCUCAGUCUGCAAGGAAGCCGGUGUCACCGUUUCUACGUCUGUCUCCGCCUCGGCUACCAAGACCGGCACCUCCAGCGCUUCUGCUACCGGCUCUGCCUCCGCCACCUCGGGCUCUUCGAGCACCGCCAGCGCCUCCUCCGGCUCCUCUGCGGCCGCCUCGACCUCUGGCGCCACCACCACGCCCGCUCCCAGCAGCGAUGCCCCCAACAAGAUCCAGAACGUCGGCUUGAUGGCCCUCUGCGCCGGUCUCUUCGGUGUCAGUGCUGUCGGUCUCUUGUAA